Molecule: messenger RNA, 450 nt
Organism: Alternaria novae-zelandiae
Lineage: Eukaryota; Fungi; Ascomycota; Dothideomycetes; Pleosporales; Pleosporaceae
Exons: 2
Coding region: 1-450 (149 amino acids)
Source: RefSeq, a predicted model, not a curated record
AUGCCCAAUUUACUAAGUCUCCCUACCGAAUUGAUCACACUCAUCGGUUCGUUUCUGAGGGCAGGAGUCAUAGGCCUUCUCCGCCUCGUCAACAAAGAACUUCACACAAAGACAUGGCGCAGCUUCUGUCUUCGCUUCCAAACCGUGAAGGUAUCUCUAAUUCGCAUCAGCAUACAAGCACUGAGUGAUGCUACGUCAUCCCCCGACAUCGCCAACGAGAUCAAGCACAUGAUCAUCGGCACCGAAACCCUUGAACAAUACGAACAUGCACCAACGUCAUAUCCCCGUGCGCUGCGUGCUAUGAUAGCCAAUGAGGGCAAGGCCGUCGACUUGCGCAUCUGGCUGCAAAACAUCAUCGGCCAGAAGCUGCCGAAUCUGCGUACAAUCACAUUAGAAGACCGACCCGAAGAUCCAGAUAGCGAAUACUAUCGUCCAAAUUACGGUGGGUGA